UUAUUUGACCGCUUCAAUCCUUCUCUAAACCCAAACCCAAAAACACCAAAUCCCUCGCGUUCGUUUCGCAUUUCCAUCUUUCACCACAGCGUCGCCAAAAAUGGCCGUCUCCUCUAGUCCGUGCCCUAAGCUCUUCACAACCGCCGCCGCCUUUGAGUGCCGUUCGGAUCCAUCCGGCACGGACCAGCCGAGUCACGCCCGAUUCUUUUCACGCCGAAUCCGUAACGGCACGGCGUCAACUUCAUUUUUAGGCGGUGGUAUGUCGUCUUUGAUAUUAAAGUUCCCUCCUAACUUUGUCCGCCAGCUCAGCACUAAAGCUCGUCGUAACUGUAGCAAUAUCGGCGUUGCUCAAAUCGUCGCUGCUUCGUGGUCCAACUACUCCUCUGGGGUUCCCUCUGCCGCUGCAAUCUCCGCUGCUGAGCCGGUUGAGUUGAUUUCCGGUGAUGAAGUGGUUAUUGUUAAUGAGAAUAGAAAUGUACAGUUGGAGGAUUUGAGUAGCGAUAUUAAAUAUUCGUCGUUUUUGAGCUCCGAUGGGAGCAUCGCAGUUCAUGCUGGUGAAAGAUUAGGACGCGGUAUAGUUACAGAUGCAAUUACGACUCCAGUGGUUAAUACUUCUGCUUAUUUCUUCAAGAAAACUCAAGAGCUUAUUGAUUUCAAGGAGAAACGGAGUGUAAGUUUUGAAUAUGGCCGUUAUGGAAAUCCAACUACUGUGGUUGCAGAAGAAAAAAUUAGUGCGCUUGAGGGGGCUGAAUCAACUUUGAUUAUGGCAUCUGGGAUGUGUGCUAGUACAGUUAUGCUAUUGGCUUUAGUUCCAGCUGGUGGGCAUAUUGUGACUACUACGGAUUGCUAUAGGAAGACUAGGAUAUUCAUUGAGACUGUUCUUCCUAAAAUGGGGAUCACGGCCACCGUGAUUGACCCUGCAGAUGUGGAAGGUCUGGAAGCUGCACUUGAAAAGAACAAUGUUUCACUCUUCUUUACUGAAUCUCCUACCAAUCCGUUUCUCAGAUGUGUUGAUAUUAAGUUGGUUUCUGAGCUCUGCCACAGAAAAGGAGCAAUAGUCUGCAUAGAUGGUACCUUUGCAACACCUCUUAAUCAGAAGGCCCUUGCUCUUGGUGCUGAUCUUAUCCUGCACUCUGCAACAAAGUUCAUUGGUGGCCAUAAUGAUGUUCUUGCAGGUUGCAUUAGUGGUUCUGCAAAGUUAGUUUCAGAAAUUCGUAAUUUGCAUCAUAUUUUGGGUGGUACUCUCAACCCGAAUGCUGCUUAUCUGAUCAUCCGAGGCAUGAAGACACUGCAUCUUCGUGUACAGCAACAGAAUUCAACAGCAUUGAGGAUGGCCGAAAUUUUAGAGGCACAUCCCAAGGUGAAGCAUGUUUAUUAUCCAGGCUUGCCUAGUCAUCCUGAAUAUCACAUUGCCAAGCGGCAAAUGACUGGCUUUGGUGGUGUAGUGAGUUUUGAGGUGGAUGGAGACUUGAUGACCACCAUAAAAUUCGUGGAUGCAUUGAAAAUCCCAUAUAUUGCCCCAUCUUUCGGUGGCUGUGAAAGCAUUGUGGAUCAGCCAGCUAUAAUGUCUUACUGGGAUCUUACUCAAUCAGAGAGGGAGAAGUAUGGAAUUAAAGAUAACUUGGUUCGGUUCAGCUUUGGAGUUGAAGACUUUGAGGACAUGAAGGCUGAUAUACUUCAAGCCCUGGAGAAUAUAUAGGGUGGUGCAUCAGGACAACUUGGUGGUGUCUAGCUUCAAAGUUAGUGCCUUUGAAAUUGGAAGAAUUGAUAUUCAACUUAUGACAGUCAUCACCUAUCCUUUACUUUGAGUUUUUUUUUUUUUUUUUUGGUUUUCCUGUUCUCAAUUUGUACCUCCCUAUGUGGUGGUUCAAUUGACGUUUAAUCACCAGUUUGCCUGUUUCAGUUUGACAAAUUUCUACUUGAACAAGUAAUAUGUGAUGAAUAACAUUGAACUUCUGUUGUUUA
Messenger RNA from Ricinus communis (castor bean), 1965 nucleotides. RefSeq names its product cystathionine gamma-synthase 1, chloroplastic. The record is from RefSeq and is a predicted model, not a curated record. The transcript is spliced from 11 exons. The coding region runs from base 101 to 1699 and encodes 532 amino acids. Gene Ontology annotation, biological process: transsulfuration. Gene Ontology annotation, cellular component: chloroplast. Gene Ontology annotation, molecular function: cystathionine gamma-synthase activity; pyridoxal phosphate binding. Lineage: Eukaryota; Viridiplantae; Streptophyta; Magnoliopsida; Malpighiales; Euphorbiaceae.